Dalotia coriaria is the source of this 1023-nucleotide messenger RNA. RefSeq names its product ankyrin repeat domain-containing protein 50-like. The transcript has a single exon. NCBI's taxonomy places the organism in Eukaryota, Metazoa, Arthropoda, Insecta, Coleoptera, Staphylinidae. The record is from RefSeq and is a predicted model, not a curated record. Gene Ontology annotation, molecular function: protein binding. The coding region runs from base 1 to 1023 and encodes 340 amino acids.
AUGGCUGACCAGUACAUGAAUGCGGUAGAAGACAGAAGUCUACAAGAUGCAACUAAUGCGAAUAGCGAGACACCGUUGACAGGGACAUUGCAAAGGAGAAAUCUUAAAAUAAUUCAAAAACUGCUCAAAAAUGAAGGAGAUGUGAAUGCAGUUGAUAAAGAUGGCAACACAACAUUAAUGCUUAAAUCGAUGACAGGACAUCAUGAAAAUGUUCAAGAACAGAUCAAGAAUAAUGCAGAUGUGAAUAAAGUUAAUAAAGAUGGCAACACAGCAUUAAUGUUGGCAUCGAAAAAAGGACAUAAAAAAAUUAUUCAAGAACUGCUGCAGAAUAAAGCAGAUGUAAAUAUAGUUAAUAAAGAUGGCUAUACAGCAUUAAUCUUGGCAUCAAUUGAAGGACAUCAUGACAUCGUACAAGAACUGAUCAAGAAUAAUGCAGAUAUAAAUGUAGUUGGUAAAAAUGGCGACACAGCGAUGAUGAGGGCAUCAUUGAAUGGACAUCAUGACAUUGUUCAAGAACUAAUCAAGAAUAAUGCAAAUGUUAAUGUAGUUAAUAAAUAUGGCCACACAACAUUAAUGUUGGCAUCGAUGAAAGGACAUCAUGAAAUUGUUCAAGAAUUGAUCAAGGUUAAUGCAAAUGUGAAUAUUGUUGAUGAAUUUGGCAACACAACAUUAAUGUUUGCAUCGAUGAACGGACAUCAUGAAAUUGUUCAAGAACUGAUCAAGAAUAAAGCAGAUGUUAAUGUUGUUAAUAAAGAUGGCGACACAGCAUUAAUCUGGGCAUCAAGGUUUGGACAUUAUCACAUCGUUCAAAAACUGCUAAAGAAUGAUGCAGAUGUGAAUAUAGUUAAUAAAGAUGGCAAAACAGCAUUGAAAUUGGCAUCGAACAAUGGUAAUCAUGAAAUUGUACAAGAGCUGGCAAUACACUUUGAUAUUGCAAGCUUGGUUAAUUGUGCUAAUAUACCAUCUCUGAUUGUCAAAUCCCUAAAAAAAUAUGCGAAAAUGGUUAAAAGAUUGUUAAAAUAG